AUGGUUUUACGAAGUGUUAGAACAGGUGUUCUCAUCUGCCUUAUUUUAGCCCUCUCCGCCAUGGUGAUACUCAUAUCACAUGUGAUCUCGGGAAGGGGAACUUCGCUACCUUGGUUCUACAAAACCUCCCAAGUCUCAGUUAGCAGCCACAGCACCGCAAGACCUGUGACAAACAAAGAGAUCUUAGGGAGAACAAAGCACACCCCAGAUACCUCAAGCAGCCACAGCAUCGCAAGACCUGUGACAAACAAAGAGAUCUUAGGGACAACAAAGCACACCCCAGAUAUCUCAAGCAGCCACAGCACCGCAAGACCUGUGACAAACAAAGAGAUCUUAGGGAGAACAAAGCACACCCCAGAUACCUCAAGCAGCCACAGCACCGCAAGACCUGUGACAAACAAAGAGAUCUUAGGGACAACAAAGCACACCCCAGAUAUCUCAAGCAGCCACAGCACCGCAAGACCUGUGACAAACAAAGAGAUCUUAGGGACAACAAAGCACACCCCAGAUACCUCAAUAAGUGUGUUCGUAAGGAUGUCUGGCAAACGACCAGAUCACAGGCAGCGUUAUUUGUGUAACGUUUUCAGGACUUCCGUUCUCUUCUGGCCUCCUUCCUUUGGAAAUUUAGUCGUAGGACUUGAUGAAGAAUCACACGAGGAUCAUGAAUUUGCCGAAAAAUUAAAAACACUUGCCCAAAAAUACUUUCCUGAUCGUAGACUUGAAUUCUUUUAUGAGGCCCUUCCAAAGGACAAAGGAACUCUGGAGUUUCAAGGCUCGCCUAAGACACCCGGUUAUAACAGACAACUUUGGAGCAGUUUUUUCAUCGACCUACUUUCAAAUGACACCGUCAUUGCUUGGAUGGACAGUGACUCAGCCUUUUUUACCCCAGUAACUAAGUCCACAAUUUUUAAUGGGACAAAGGUACGAGCCUUAGGCUCCGCCUGCACAUUCUACAGGAGCUGGGUAUAUAACUGGGCAGAUACUACUAAACGGGCGCUAGGAUUACCAUUUGUCGCUGAUUUUAUGACGUAUUUUCCGGUAUAUAUGUACCGAGACACGGUCACUCACUGCAGAGAGCAUAUCCUAAAACAUUUAAAUACAAAUAACUUUGAGGAAGCCUUCAGAAAGUUUUACACGACUUUUAUCUCUCCAGUCAGCGUCAUCCUCUCUUAUGCAUGGUACUUUGAGAGAGAUCGCUAUGACUGGAAUUUUGAAAUGUGCGAUGACCUAAAAGAAUAUAAUAAAAGAUUUCCAAGUGGCCACACCAUUAGGCCCGAAGAUAUAGAAACUGUUCUUUCCGAGCCUCAAACAGGUUAUCAUGGUAACGCUGGGUCGGCUUUCAACGAAAAUGUCUUUACCAGUUAUUGCUUAUCACACAAAGCAGCAGGAAAUAAUUUGGAUAUAUGUUCUAAUCAUUCCGCGUCGCCAAGCAAUAAUUUACUCUUUUUUGUCCACGAUCUUCAGGGAGGUGUUGAUAAGCACCCAUGUAAAGGUGACCUUACCAAUACCUGUUUGCAAGUUCUAGAGCGACAUUAUAACCAAGUCGGACUUGAGAUAAAACAAGGCCGUAAGCUAGAAUGGAGCAGUUUAGAAACUGCCGAUACGCUUGCCAGCGAAUUUGGUAUAACAUGUCCGCCGAUUAAAGUUUGA
Molecule: messenger RNA, 1650 nt
Organism: Porites lobata
Lineage: Eukaryota; Metazoa; Cnidaria; Anthozoa; Scleractinia; Poritidae
Source: the annotation of a GenBank genome assembly